AUAACGUUCACAAUUUUUUAAUACGAAGAUACAUUAUUUCGAUCAUGGCUGCCAAUACCUAAUACACAUUCAAGGAUAGAAACAUAAUUAAUUCAGGUACUAGGUAUAGGUUAGGUACCUAGGUAUUAGAGUUAAAAUCAUCCUAUUAGAAUUGAGUCUCACCGUUGUAUAAAAUCUGACAGUCUACCUCCUAUCCAUGCGAACAACCCAGGUAGGUACCGGUACUCAACUGACCAAGCAUCACCAACGAGAAACUUAGGGGGUAAAUAAACGGUAAUCUCUUGUUACCUAGAGCCGUGGUGUUUUAUUGUAGCUUUUUACAAAGAAAAUUAGUUCUAGCAUGUGUUAAUGAGGACUGUCUCUUCCUUCUCGGCCGACUCGGUCGAGAGCUAAUCAUAUAUAGAUAUCUUCACGAGUAGUGAUUGUAAAUCCUACAAUCUCUUUUCCAAAAUGUAUGCUUUGGCAUAUCAGUUCAUAUAAUUCCUCAUUAUCAUCAUACCUUAGCACAUUGGUCGUUAUGAAGACCCUCAUCGUCGGUGCGAGCGGGUCCAUCGGCAGUCAAGUUCUCCUUCACUGCCUCGCGCAUCCCGAGAUCUCAAGCAUCGUCGCAUUCGUACGUCGAGACCUACCCCUUGACAUAUCUAGCCAUCCGAAGCUCCAAUGCGUUAUAAUUAAAGACUUCUUAAACUGGCCGGAAGAGAUCCUACACGCACACUCGGACGCCGUGGGCAUGCUUUGGAACAUGGGAACCAACACGGGCGACAUACGCGCCGACUUGGAAUAUCCCCUCGCCUUCAUAGAAAGCAUGGGACAAGUACUGGAAACAAAGUCGGAUAGACCUCCUUUUAAACACGUCCAUCUAAGCGGCAAAUUCGUCCGUCAAGACCAGGAAGAAAAGUUGUGUUUUCUGGAAGAAGCGCGUAAGAUGAAGGGCCGACUUGAAACUAGGUCUCUCGCAUUUGCAGAGAGUCACGCUACCAUAUGGAAGACUUUCAUUGUUAGGCCAGGAGGAGUUGCAACAAAGGGGUUGAUGAUACCUGGAAUUAUCGCUACUAUUUUGGGUGAGAAUUGGAGUGUUCGAGUUGAAGAAUUGGCUGCGUUUAUGACGUACCUCGCUAUUGAUGGUCAGGGGGAAGACUCGCUCAUCGAAAAUGCACGUAUAGUGAGAAAGGGGAGAAAUUUGCUAGAACACCACAAAAAUAACGUCAAACCGUAACAGACAUCGAUGAGAUUAGAAG
Molecule: messenger RNA, 1238 nt
Organism: Daldinia caldariorum
Lineage: Eukaryota; Fungi; Ascomycota; Sordariomycetes; Xylariales; Hypoxylaceae
Exons: 3
Coding region: 455-1216 (253 amino acids)
Source: RefSeq, a predicted model, not a curated record